Messenger RNA from Larimichthys crocea (large yellow croaker), 694 nucleotides. Its product is annotated as ubiquitin-60S ribosomal protein L40. Gene Ontology annotation, molecular function: protein binding; structural constituent of ribosome. Bases 258 to 644 code for a protein of 128 amino acids. The transcript has 5 exons. Gene Ontology annotation, cellular component: ribosome. Lineage: Eukaryota; Metazoa; Chordata; Actinopteri; Sciaenidae. The record is from RefSeq and is a predicted model, not a curated record. Gene Ontology annotation, biological process: translation.
UUCGAGCCCACCCAGGGACGACAAGUAUUUAUUGUUUUUCCUCAUUACAUCGUGUUGAUAUAUUUUAAGAGCAAUCGUCAUCUAAACGCAAUAGAUCGUCCACGUUAAUAAAUGUCAGCACCUACGAUCGACUCACCAACCAGCCCUCCUCCAUCUGUGCAGAUGUGUGACAAACUGGAUGAGCUUGUUUUUCUACCUAACCACAGGACUGGGCUCAUCAAGUUCCUGUUUUGCCUAAUGGUCUCGACGACUCAAAGAUGCAGAUUUUUGUGAAAACGCUGACGGGUAAAACCAUCACCCUCGAGGUGGAGCCCAGUGACACUAUAGACAAUGUCAAAGCCAAAAUCCAAGACAAAGAAGGUAUCCCCCCUGAUCAGCAGCGUCUCAUCUUUGCUGGAAAACAGCUCGAGGAUGGCCGCACCUUGUCAGACUAUAACAUCCAGAAGGAGUCCACUCUCCACCUCGUCCUGCGUCUGAGAGGUGGCAUCAUUGAACCCUCCCUGAGACAGCUGGCUCAGAGGUACAACUGUGACAAGAUGGUCUGUCGCAAGUGCUACGCUCGUUUACAUCCACGUGCCGUCAACUGCCGCAAGAAGAAGUGUGGACACACCAGUAACCUCAGGCCCAAGAAGAAGCUGAAGUAGACAGCUGGGAUCGAAAAUCAAUACUGUCAAUAAAACAUUUUGACAAAUAA